UAUAGUUUUCAAAUUAGUACUUGGUGUUUCUGUAAUAGUUAUUGAUUUGCCUUAAAUGUGUACAUAUUUCUCAAUAAAAUCAAAACAUCAAUAAAAGUAUUUGGCUCCGAAGAAGACGAUUCAAUUAUGGAUUUCUUUUUCCCAAAUUUUGUACUGACAUUAAGAGACGUGACUCUUGACAUUGAAUCCAAAGAUGCCGAUGCCUUUUUAGAAGAAAAGCUAAACAUGAAAAGCGGAGAUGGCAAUAUUUCUGAAGAGUCACUGAAAGAAUACAAUUUUCCAAGAAUGCUUAUAAGACGAUACUUCAAAAGCAGAAAAUGUUUCUUGUUCAGAAAACCGGUGAAACAGAAGCUUAUAAAGAAAUUAUUGACAUUAGAUGAAUCGGAGUUGAAAAAAGAAUUCCAACAAACGCUUGAAGUGUUCCGUGGUUUCAUAUUUUCAUGCAAACCUAAAUCACUUAAGUCUGGAAAGGCAAUUAAUGGACGAAUGUUUUGCACCCUUGUGUUAAAUUAUGUUCAGUCUAAUCGGACCGGAGAUUCUCCAUGUCUCACAAGCGCAAUGGUGUCAAUGGCAGCUUCAGAAAACACCUAUGUAGUGAAAAAGGCCUCCGAAGAAUAUAGAGCCGAAAUGGAGAGACGUAUAGGCUCUCAUACACCGAGUGAAAAGGGUCUUGUAAUCUACCAUAAAGACAGCAUGCGCGCGGCUCUUGAAGUGUUGGAAGCUGGCCUCAUCAUUGAUGACGAGCAAAUAUAUGAAGAAAAAGCAAUGACUUGCUUCAAAGAACAAUUUGAAAAAUUUAAAGAAAUUGUGAAGAAUGAUAUUGAGGAAAGAUGCUGGAAAUUACUUGGACGACUUGAUACCAUGAAAAUACAAAUAAAGAUAAAGAGACAAAAGUAUUGCACACCUACAGGAUACGAUGAGUACAUGAAAGAUGUAGACACCCUGAUAAAACAAUACAACAGAGAAGCUGGAUACAUGGGUUCUGUUGCUAUGAUAGUUCUGCAAGAAUUUCUCGCUAGUAAGUCAAAAGAAGAGGAAGAAAUCUUCUCAAUGGCUCAAGAAGCGCUUGGCGGAAAAGAAGGGCCAGAGAGAAGAAAUAUAAAACAUCUGAGCGUAUUCAGAGUAGAAGACAUAGACAUUUUGAAAGAAGAGGAAGAAGUCGAAGAAGCUAUCCGAGCAGAUAUUGAAAUGCUGCAAAUGAAUGGCCUUCAGAGUAUUGGAGAACAAUAUCUUGACAUGCUCAUAUCAAAAAAAAGGAGAAAUAGAUAGAGUGAAGAAAGAGUUAACUCGGGAUAAUUCUUAUUAUAAGAAACAGUGUAAAGAAACUGACCACUGGAAAAAUAUUUUUGAAAACGCGGCAUUCAGUUUGACCCUUUAUAGGAGCCGGUUAAAACCAGUUGCUGAACAGCAAGGUACGGAAAUGCAAGCCACCGCUUAUGAAGAAACUUCGACUGACGUCAUAGACCCUCUUUUGAACAAAGCUGUCGAGAAAAUUGAGUCAAAAGACGACGGCGACAUGUCAUCGGGAAACGCAAAAGGUGAAAGAGCAGCACCAGAAGGAAAUGAAGCAAUUCGAACAUACAGUGACCCACUUCAAAAAGGAGUUCGGAAAAAACCGGAACAAUGUAACAUUUUGUAAUUUAAACAAAAAUCCUUUGAUAUUGUUUUAGACUUUGGUCAUCACUUACUAUAGAUAAAGGAAAAGGUGAAUGUCAAAUAACGCAUUUUAGAUACUAAAAAAAUGUUGAUUUUAAGCAACACAAAAUUAAAUUAUUUUGUUAUUCAGGGCCGGGUCGAUCAAUUCAUAUAGUUCAAGUGGUUCAAAAUUUAAACAAUCAAAAUUUGAUACCAGUGUGAAAGGAUCUAAUUACUUCAAUCGCUAUAGAUUUUUACUUAUAUUAUUAAGUGUUAUUUAGACAGAAAUAGAUAAUAGAGAGUUGGCUUUAUCUAUAUGUAUAAUUUCACUGAUCAGAACAUGCUAAUGAUUGUACAUGCUAUUUUUUUGUUUUUGUUUGUUUGUUGCUGUUCAUUUUGCUGUUGUUUUUUUUUGUUUUUGUUAUUUUUUGGGGGGUUUAUUUUUAACUGUUGAUGUUUCUUUUUGCAUUUUUGAUAAUUUUGUUUCAUGGAUAUGUUUUAACGGUUUUGAACUAUAGAUGUUUGUUUUGAAGAGUUUUAAGGCAAAAAAACCCUUUUAAAUGUGUGAAUUAAAGAUGGAAACGGUUGUUUUAUAAGGGAGCUCCACUAAGGUAAAAAAGUCUAAAAACAUAAAUUAUUACUUUUACAUAGAUCAAAUGAAGCACUUUAAAUGGAAACAACUGCCAGGGGUAAUACAGAAAUGUACAUAGAAUACAUUGAAUUGAAAAUCGAUUGCUAUUACAAUGUUGUGCUCAAUAUGAGUAAAAAGCGUUGCAUUUUUUUGGUCAUUUUAUACAAUAAAAGUUGUUUUACUGGACAAACGUGGUGUAGGGAUGAUCUAUAAUUUACACAAUGUCCUUGGAUCACAUCUUUUUUUAAAUGUAACAUUAAACAUAAAUCUCGGAACAUUAUUUCCAAUCAUGUCUAAAAAAUCUCAGUGGAGACCCCCACUCCUAAACAAUUUAAAAAAAAAACA
Molecule: messenger RNA, 2611 nt
Organism: Ruditapes philippinarum (Manila clam)
Lineage: Eukaryota; Metazoa; Mollusca; Bivalvia; Venerida; Veneridae
Product: guanylate-binding protein 1-like
Exons: 5
Coding region: 127-1269 (380 amino acids)
Molecular function (GO): GTP binding; GTPase activity
Source: RefSeq, a predicted model, not a curated record